Molecule: messenger RNA, 207 nt
Organism: Didymodactylos carnosus
Lineage: Eukaryota; Metazoa; Rotifera; Eurotatoria; Philodinida; Philodinidae
Source: the annotation of a GenBank genome assembly
AUGACAACAAACUAUUAUUGGCUUGGUGAAGAAGAUAAACCAUCAUGUGAGAAUUAUCGUCGUAUUAGUGCGUGUUCAACAUCAUCACAAGCCGUUUAUGCACCUGAUGCCGGAGCAUGUGUUAAAUGGUUAACUGAUCUGAAAGAGUCUUUAUGUAUGGAGUUAAUGAAUUAUUGUAGUCUGUUCAUUGUAAUUGACAUUAUUUAG